AUGCGCCGCUUUUGGAAUAAUUUGAUUGAUGAAUCUAUUUUGAUCGUCGUCGCGAUUGCAACUGCGGCUGUGCUGUGUUCUUCUCAGGGCACUCCGGGAGCAGAUGGCCAGAAGGGCGAUCAGGGUCUGAACGGAGAUCAGGGCUCUCCUGGACCCGAGGGUCUUCCGGGCAUCGAAGGUCCAGAGGGGCCCAAGGGAUUCGAAGGACCAAGAGGAGAGAAAGGCCCGCCAGGAGCCGCCGGAGAAAAAGGAAAACUGGGCAUCCCGGGGUUUCCCGGCUACCCUGGCUCAUCCGGACCGAAGGGAGAGAAAGGGUUUCACGGUAAACCAGGAGAGAAGGGAGACAAGGGAGAUCGGGGACCCACUGGUCAGCAGGGCGAACGAGGGCAGAUCGGACCACGGGUAACUACGGAGAUUUCGAGUUACUUCAUCUUUCCUAUUUCUAAAGUGUUGACUAUAGGCGCCGAAGCGAUGCAUUACCUUUAA
This is a messenger RNA of Ixodes scapularis (black-legged tick), 486 nucleotides long. Its product is annotated as collagen alpha-1(XI) chain-like. Lineage: Eukaryota; Metazoa; Arthropoda; Arachnida; Ixodida; Ixodidae. The record is from RefSeq and is a predicted model, not a curated record. The coding region runs from base 1 to 486 and encodes 161 amino acids. The transcript has 5 exons.